GAAAACCCGCCAUUGAAACUCCCAACGUGAUCGCUCCGUAGCAGCUCCCGCUGAAGAAAGGUACAAGUAAAAACUCCGAUACAAACCUCUGCUGUUCUCUGUUAUCUUCUAGCCAGAAUGGCGUACCGAGGUCAAGGACAGAAGGUCCAGAAGGUGAUGGUGCAGCCCAUCAAUCUCAUUUUCAGGUACCUUCAAAAUCGCUCGCGGAUCCAGGUCUGGCUGUACGAGCAGGUGAACAUGCGGAUCGAGGGCUGCAUUAUUGGCUUUGAUGAAUACAUGAACCUGGUUCUAGACGACGCUGAGGAAGUCCACAUGAAGACAAAAAACAGAAAGCCACUGGGGAGGAUCAUGUUGAAAGGAGACAACAUCACCCUGCUGCAGAGUGUGACCAACUAGUCAGAGGAGAAACCUGCCCAUCUCAUUUUCUACACCUUUAAACUUCUACACCUUUGUUUUCAUUUGCAUAUGUUUGUUUAUUUGACAUGCAUAUUGUUAUUGUAUUCGUCUGCCACAUGGUCUGGUUUUGAGAAUAAAAUUUUCCAGUUCUUGUUUUUA
Messenger RNA from Cololabis saira (Pacific saury), 555 nucleotides. RefSeq names its product small nuclear ribonucleoprotein polypeptide E (gene snrpe). The record is from RefSeq and is a predicted model, not a curated record. The transcript is spliced from 5 exons. Gene Ontology annotation, biological process: mRNA splicing, via spliceosome; spliceosomal snRNP assembly. Lineage: Eukaryota; Metazoa; Chordata; Actinopteri; Beloniformes; Belonidae. Gene Ontology annotation, cellular component: U1 snRNP; U5 snRNP; U4/U6 x U5 tri-snRNP complex. The coding region runs from base 118 to 396 and encodes 92 amino acids. Gene Ontology annotation, molecular function: RNA binding.